AUGAAAACGGGAAUAGAUUUACUGUUGAAAUGUAGGACACAAGUAGAAGUUUUACCAGAAAACUUAUACCUGUUUGCCAUCCCGAACAGUGUAAAUGCCCUGAGAGGUUCCGAUUGUAUUCGAAGAUUCAGUAUAGAAAGUGAAACAAAAAGGCCUGAUAUCAUAACUUCAACCAAGCUAAUAAAGCAUGUGGCUACUUUCAGCCAAAUGUUGUCUCUUAGAGAUAAUGAAUUAGACAUUCUCGCAAAAUUUAUGGGACAUGACAUUCGGGUUCACCGAGAGUAUUAUAGACUGCCAGAAAAUACACUUCAGGUUGCCAAGAUAAGUAAGAUACUACUUGCCAUGGAAACUGGAAAUAUCACAAAGAUGGCUGGAAUGAACCUUGAUGACAUUUCUGUUGAUGUUACUACUACAAGGGUUAAUUUGAAUGGGAGUAAGAAAGGUACAUGUAAGCAAGUCAGAAGAUAUUGGACAGCCGAUGAAAAGAGAGCUGUUUCUGAAGAGUUGGGUAACAACAUUCGACAAAUGAAAGUUCCCGGUAAACUGGAUUGUGACAGAUGUUUAAGAAAGCGAACGGAACUGUCAAGACGAUCAUGGAGAGACAUCAAAAAUUAUGUUCAUAAUGUGAUCCAGUCUAAAAAAAGACAAUGA
Molecule: messenger RNA, 651 nt
Organism: Patella vulgata (common limpet)
Lineage: Eukaryota; Metazoa; Mollusca; Gastropoda; Patellidae
Exons: 2
Coding region: 1-651 (216 amino acids)
Source: RefSeq, a predicted model, not a curated record